Melanotaenia boesemani (Boeseman's rainbowfish) is the source of this 4768-nucleotide messenger RNA. RefSeq names its product golgin A1 (gene golga1). Gene Ontology annotation, cellular component: Golgi apparatus. The transcript has 24 exons. The coding region runs from base 365 to 2881 and encodes 838 amino acids. The record is from RefSeq and is a predicted model, not a curated record. Lineage: Eukaryota; Metazoa; Chordata; Actinopteri; Atheriniformes; Melanotaeniidae.
CUGUGUUGGGCUGAUUACGUGUAGCUCACCAUAGCUGUAGCAACUAGCUUGUCAGACGAGACCGAGCCACUAUGAGGCUUCAUUAUUUAUAGACUGUCACGGUUAGAACUAUUCUUUGAAUACCAGCGGAGAAACAGAAGAAUUUUUAAACACUUGAAAACGCUACGGAAGAAUAUUUAAUCAAAAAUAAAAUGAUGUAGCAAAAUGGAAACAGCACAACAAACCUUGUUGAAGUGGUAUGUCAUAAGACUGCAACUUUGCUCCAGCCCACAAAACAUGGAGCUGUAAAAUCCAUGUUUCAGGUGGAGGCACUAACUCAACAAACUGCAAACUGCUCUCAAAAAGAGACGCCGAAGGGAAAGAUAUGUUUGCCAAGUUGAAGAAAAAGAUUGCAGAGGAAGCGGCCACAGCACCCCGGACUGGUGUGCGAAUACCCCGUACCAUUAGCAAGGAAUCUAUCACCUCAGUGGGGGCAGACUCGGGGGAUGACUUUGCUUCUGAUGGCAGUAGCUCCAGGGACGACUUGCCGGCCCAGCUUCUUAGAAGAAAUGAACAGAUCCGGAAGUUGGAGGCCAAGCUGUCAGACUACGCUGAGCAGCUACGAAUUAUGCAGAAGACCAAGGACAAGCUUGAAAUUGCAUUAGAAAGGCAUCAGGAUUCGUCCAUAAAGAAACUUCAAGAGCAGAAUGAGUCUCAUCAGGCAAGCAGAGCCAAAAUGGCUGAGGGAAUGACUUUAGCUUUAGAAAAGAAGGACCAGGAAUGGAUGGAUAAGCUGGCUGGUGUUGAACAGGAAAAGACUGCCCUGUCAGCUCGGCUUGACGACAUGAUGGAACAAAGCUUAGCACUCUUCCAGAAAAGAGAUGACCUGGAUGAACUGGAGGGUUUUCAGCAGCAAGAGCUCGCUAAACUUAAACACAUGUUGCUGAGAAAGGAGGAGCUGCUCAGCCAGCGGGAGCAGGAGCUUCAGCAGAAAGAGGCUGACGUUCAGUCAGCAAAACGAGGGAUGUCCGAGGCUCGGGGGAAGCUCCAGGCUCUGCAGCAGCAGCAUGACGAGAGCUGCAGACUCAACUCUGAGCUUGAAAUAGAGCGAGAAGAGUUGCUGUUACUCAGAGAGGAAGCAGACAAGAAGAUCAGUGAGCUGGAAGGACGAUGCCAGGAGCUGCAGUCCAUCAUCCAGCAGGUUUCUGAGGACUUCCAGAGGUCACAGAGCAUGGUGUCAACUUUAGAGAAAUCCCUCCAUGACUUACAGACUGAACAUGACUCCCUGAAGCUGCAACAACAGAAGGCUGCUGUAAACGAGGAGGACAAGGACCGCUUACUGAUGGAGCUUCAAAAGAAAGUGUCAUCUUUGGAGAGACGACUGCAAGGCAACCUGAGCCAGGAUGAACAUCUUCAAGAGCUGCUCCAGGAGAAGUCCAGCCUGGAACUGAGCCUAGAGGAGACCAGGGCAGAGCUGCUGGCUGUUCGGACAAAUCACGCUGACACUGUCAGCUCUCUGGAAGCUGAGGUAUCCAAGAAGAGCUGUAGUAUCACAGAGCUGCAAACUCUUCUUCGACACAAAGAUGACUCCUCCAGGGCCUACAGAGAGAGAACAGACACACAGAUCACCAGCCUGGAUCAGCAAGUUCUGGAGGGCAGAGCGAGACUGAAGACUGCAGAGCAGCAGAUCACAGAGAAACAGCAGCACAUAGAGAAACUGCAGGGGGAGUGGAGUGCAGAAAAGGCCUUUCUGGAUCAGCAGUUGUGUUUGUUGGAGCAGCAGAGUCAGGAAAAAACUAGCCGACUGGAGGAAAGCAUCGCCUCUUUGCAGACGGACAAACAAAAGCUUGUGGACACGGUGGCUGAUCUGGAAAAGCAGCUAGUCGAGGCAAACUCUAAUCUGAAGCAGAGGACAGAAGAACUGGAGCUUUGCAAGGCGGAGCUGAACAGCCGGCAGACGGUGAGCACAGAAAUCGCCAAAGCUCUGGAAGAAACCAGGCGGCAGAAGGAAGAGCUGCAGACUCAGGUAGGAGAGGUCACCACAGCUCUACAGAAUUCACAGCAGGAACUAUCUUCUGUCAGUGAGAAGCUAACUUUGAGAGAGGAGGAUGUCAAAACACUCCAGAAUGAGGUGCAGAGUCGGCAGGAGUCGCUGGUGCAGCUGCAGGAGGAGACCAAGCAGCUGCAGGCUGAGCUGCAGCAGAUGGAGCUGGACAAAGACUCCCAGCUGACGAGCCUGAAGGAGGAGCUGCUGGGCCAGACCCAACAACUGGACAGCUGCCAGGCGCGGAUUUCAUAUCUGGAGGUGGAGGUGGAGACCCUGACCGAACAGCUUCAGAGCCCUGAGGUGUGUGAAGAGGACCAGAACGGCAGUGUGACUGUGGACGACUUGGAUCACAUCCAGAAGGUCAACAGAGAGCUGGAGCAGCAGCUCAGUGACAAGAACAGGACCAUCAAGCAGCUGCAGCAGAGACUGGCAGAGUUAAAGAGGACUCUGCAGAAAGAACUGAAACUAAAGCCUGAGCCAGAAGUUGAAGGGAAGGAGAAGAUGCCAGAGAGUCGAGCAGAAAAACAAGAGAGGGUUUUUCCAGACCCACCACCUGCAUUUUCUCCGAGCCCCCCGACCUCUAACACCACCGUGACCAACACCUCAGACCUCAACGACUCACGAGAAAUCAACUUUGAGUAUCUCAAGCACGUUGUCCUCAAGUUCAUGUCAUCCAGAGAAGCAGAGGCUUAUCAGCUGAUACGAGCUGUAUCUGUGCUGCUGAACUUCACUCGAGAAGAAGAAGACAUGCUGAAGCAAACUCUGGAGUACAAGAUGUCCUGGUUUGGUUCCAAGCCGUCACCAAAGGGUAUCAUUCGGCCUUCAAUCUCAGGCGCUUCAACUCAGUGGAGCUGAUGAGCGGCAGAAGUAGCUGUUAGGAUGGAGGAAAAGCAGGAAAUAAAGGAUUACUUUCUGGAGGAGGAAGUCCUUCCUUUGAUCACCGAGAAGCUUUAAACUUUGAGCAGCCUCCUACAUCUUUUCUCCUCUCUGUGGGAGGGACAGUUGUUUUGUGCUGUGUGGGGGGAAUAAUAAAAGGGGUUUCAGAAUAUCUUGAAGGGAUAAAGGCAUAUCCAUAAACAUUUUUACAUUAACUGAUGCAGGCGUCUAAUUUUACUUCACUUAUAUGACAUAAAGCUGAUGUUUUCAUCUCCAAGAAAACAGCAAAAAAUGACGAAUAAACAGCCUGCCUUACUGUUAUUUAAGGACUGUCUCAUUUUGUGCCCUCUUUCUGUCGGUACAAGCAUUAACAUGACCCGAUUGUGCUCACUGGACAGAUGCUACUGCUUCUGAGUGCUUAAGGACCUGACGGCUUGUUUCCUGGAUAUUCUCUUAAUCAUCACUGAGGGCUCUUUUAUGCAAAUGUUUCAUUGUUAAAAUCUGCACAGGAUACUGAAGCCGUCUUUGCUUCAGUAUCACUAAGUUUGACAGUACCUGUCAAAUAUUGAUAAUUUACUUUGGUUUCAAAGGACCCAGUUUGUUUAUGUAAAGUACAUCAAUUCAAGACAGGCUAUUUUAAAUGAAAAAUAAUAACUGCAAUCCUUAAACAGUCAAGAGAGUCUUUGUUCAUAAUUAUGUACAAUUUGACUGGAAGAAUUUUGACUCAUGAAGUGUUUUGAGCACAUUGUGAGAAAAUUGGAAAAGCUCAGCCAAACAAAAGUUAAUUUGUGGAUGCACUUCAUUAACAACAUUUUGGCCCUUUUGUACUUUAAUAUUUUUACAGCCACUCUGUACAGUUUACAGAUGCCUUGGUGAUCUAAAACCAGAUUUACUCUAAUCAAAAAUUACUUUUUAAAUUGGCAAAUUAGUGUCUAACAUAUAUGAAAAGCUUGUUUCUAGGCCACAGUGCUGUUUCUCCAGGAGUUGGCCCUUUAAUCAGAUAUUUUUCUUAAAGUCUAUUUCACCUGAUUGGGCAAACUAUCAUCUAAGUAUUGCACCAACCACCUAUCACAUGUCUCAAUUUGGCUCGGAUGUACUGCCUAUAAGUAUUACUUUAGGGCAAGAAAAUGCAAAAUGUACCUGUUGACUGUUUUAGGUCCUUUAGUGAUGGUGCAAAUGACAGGAAACUUGAUCAAUUAUAUCUACUGUAUGUGAUGAAAUAUGUGAAUGCUAUGUACAUAAUGACUGGAGACAUGUCCUACCUAUACUUGCCUUUGCUAAUGUAAAUUAAAUUACAUUCCACGUGUCUAUUUAUAUAGAGAAAUAUGUAAAUACUGUAUGCAUUGAGAACUUUAUAAGUCAGUGGAUGUAAAUAGUUUUGUGAGGAAUUUGCAGUAUCUCAAUCUCUAAUUAUUGACUAGAACACAGGCAUGUCUCUGCCUCAGCUUCCUCUGUCCCACUGCCUUAUUGUGGUCCUCAAGCUUUGAGUGUGAUAUCACCCCAUGUGACAUGUUGGUUUUAUCAGUGUUUUUGUUUUCUGCCAUUUUAAGUUGGCUUUGUGUGUGUCCUUCUGUAUAUACUGGUAUACAGGAGAAAAUGGUUGAAUGCAGGCCUAUCAUCUUGUAUUACGACAAAAAAAAAAGGUAGCAGGCUGAUGUCUCUACAUGGGCUCCAGGGGCUAAUAAGGUAUCCUUGCAGAAAUCAAAAUGGUGGAAGAAUUUUGUAACCUCAUUAAUUUGGCUGUGUUAAAUCCUUUGACACUACUGCACAAUCACCACAGCUUUUUCUUUUUUUUAAUGAUUACUGUAAGUUCAGUGCUUUCCAUUUACACCUUUUAUUACAAAUAAAACCAGAAUCACAAAAUUA